This is a messenger RNA of Tyto alba (common barn owl), 1182 nucleotides long. It is a transcript of the gene ASF1A, whose product is annotated as anti-silencing function 1A histone chaperone. NCBI's taxonomy places the organism in Eukaryota, Metazoa, Chordata, Aves, Strigiformes, Tytonidae. The record is from RefSeq and is a predicted model, not a curated record. Gene Ontology annotation, cellular component: nucleus. Gene Ontology annotation, biological process: DNA replication-dependent chromatin assembly. The coding region runs from base 350 to 964 and encodes 204 amino acids. The transcript is spliced from 4 exons. Gene Ontology annotation, molecular function: histone binding.
GCGGGGGCGCCGCGGCGAGGCGCCGCGGGCCGCCGGGGCCCAUCUUGCUGCCGCUCGGCGGCCGCGCUCGGGAGGGAGGGCCCUCGGCCGGCGUGCGGCCAAUCCGGGCGGGCGCUGGCGGCGAGCAGGGCAGAAUGGGCUGUAGUUUAGUGAAAUAGGAAAGCUGCAAACAGUGCGGAGUGUUCCUGGUGUAAAUAAAAGGGGGAAAAGAAAAGUUUCUGCAAGUCGCCGCUCUGCAGUCUCGCCCGGGCACUGGCACGGGGGUUUGUGCGUUGCAAAAAACGAACACACUGGACUUUACUGUGCUGCGUUAACACGCUCUUCCUAUUGUUUGUGUUUUUUUCAAAAUAUGGCAAAGGUUCAGGUGAACAAUGUAGUGGUGUUGGAUAAUCCUUCUCCUUUCUACAAUCCUUUCCAAUUCGAAAUCACAUUUGAGUGCAUAGAGGACCUGUCGGAAGAUUUGGAAUGGAAAAUAAUUUAUGUGGGUUCAGCUGAAAGCGAAGAGUAUGAUCAGGUGUUAGACUCUGUUUUAGUAGGACCUGUUCCUGCGGGCAGACACAUGUUUGUAUUUCAGGCUGAUGCACCUAACCCAGGGCUUAUUCCAGAUGCAGAUGCAGUAGGUGUAACAGUUGUGCUAAUUACAUGCACCUAUCGAGGUCAAGAAUUUAUUAGAGUCGGCUACUAUGUAAACAAUGAAUAUACGGAAACAGAACUAAGAGAGAAUCCACCAGUAAAGCCAGAUUUUUCUAAGCUUCAAAGGAAUAUUUUGGCAUCUAAUCCCAGAGUCACGAGAUUCCACAUUAAUUGGGAAGACAACACUGAAAAACUGGAAGAUGCAGAGAGCAGUAACCCAAAUCUACAGUCACUGCUUUCUACAGAUGCAUUACCUUCAGCAUCAAAGGGGUGGUCAACAUCAGAAAAUUCAUUAAAUGUUAUGUUAGAAUCUCAUAUGGACUGCAUGUGACUAACCACCAUCGUUUUGGUACUGUAUAUGUGUUAAACUGUAAAAACAACCAGAACUAUUUCCCUCAAAUUCCAUAAGUACAUAGUUGACAAGCAAUGUGAAGAUCUUGUUUUAAAACAUCCUGUAGAAAGUUUAUAAAAAAAAAAAAAAGCACCAAAAAACCAAACAAACAGUAUUUGAGCAAAUUGUGGAAUAUAAAUACAACUAUUUUUAAGUAA